Molecule: messenger RNA, 1187 nt
Organism: Telopea speciosissima
Lineage: Eukaryota; Viridiplantae; Streptophyta; Magnoliopsida; Proteales; Proteaceae
Product: polyprenol reductase 2-like
Exons: 6
Coding region: 14-1030 (338 amino acids)
Biological process (GO): polyprenol catabolic process; dolichol-linked oligosaccharide biosynthetic process
Cellular component (GO): endoplasmic reticulum
Molecular function (GO): 3-oxo-5-alpha-steroid 4-dehydrogenase activity
Source: RefSeq, a predicted model, not a curated record
AAGCUUUGGUCUAAUGGAGAUAGGACUAGUAUCGAUACUGAGAUCAGCAUGGAUCGCAGCAAUCAUGCCUAUUCUUCUCGCCUCGGUCCCCUGUGCUCGUCUUAGUUCCUUCCAUCGAGUUGUAUUGACAUUUGCUAGCAGAGGGAAGAUCGUGCAAUCUUCGUCACGGAAAUUCACUGUUCCCCAGAGGUUUUUCCUGCAUUUUUACGUGGUGGCUGUGGCAGUGACAACCGUUUUGUUACUUAUGACUUGGUUCUAUGCGUAUUGGAUGGUGCCAUUCAGUUCCGAGUCUUUUCAUUUUUCUACAGUUGCAAGCCACUUGACUGGAGGUUCACAUAUCUUAUCCAUGCAUAAGUCUCUUCCAACUCCGGAAGAGCAUAGAUACAGGUUAUGCAAAACCUUGUUUUUGCUUUUACUGAUGGAAGUCCAAGUCCUGAGACGCCUCUAUGAGACAGUAGAUGUUUUUAGCUACAGCCCUUCAGCUCGGAUGCAUAUUUUUGGCUACUUAACUGGGCUUUAUUUCUAUGCAGCAGCGCCACUAUCAUUUUGUUGCAUUUGUGCACCAGAGGUGUUUAGCUUUGCUGCUCAUCAGGUGGUUGAGUUCAUUCUUAAAGGUCGGGAUCGCAUGCCCAACAUUGAAUUUGAUUGGUGGGGAUACGUGAAGCCUCUCACAAAGCUUGGAUGGUGCCAGUGGAUUGGUGCAACUAUUUUUAUUUGGGGAUGGAUUCAUCAGAGCCAUUGCCAUUCAAUUCUUGGCUCAUUGCGGGAACAUAGUGAAAAAACAGAUGAAUAUGUAAUCCCUCAUGGUGAUUGGUUUGAAUUUGUUUCCUGUCCACAUUAUCUGUCUGAAAUUGUUAUAUAUGCUGGUCUUCUGGUUGCUAGUGGAGGUUCAGAUUUAACAAUUUGGCUGCUUUUCAUCUUUGUGGUGGCAAAUCUCACCUUUGCAGCAGCAGAGACUCAUAGGUGGUACUCCCAAAAUUUUGAUAACUACCCACGUAAUCGGCAUGCCAUUAUUCCCUAUAUUUACUAGAGAUGUUGAUAUUUGAACAGCACUAGAUAGUGUACAAAAGAAACUAUAUAAGGUGGUUAGUGCUUUAGGUAGAGAUGAACUGUGUUUCAUUUGCUGUCGUACCUUAUCUGUAAUGUAGAAAGUAGGGUGUAACUUAAGAUUGGAAAGUGUAAACAAU